This is a messenger RNA of Ectocarpus siliculosus, 579 nucleotides long. The record is from the annotation of a GenBank genome assembly. Lineage: Eukaryota; Phaeophyceae; Ectocarpales; Ectocarpaceae.
AUGAAGAAAUGGUCAGCAGCUACGAGAGGCCCUCCGCCGCAAGAGGCGGAGCAGGAGCAGGAGGGUGAGGUGCAGCAGAAGCAGCUUGCCUUGGGGGACGUUUGGAGCAGCGGGAACGAGGGGGACUUGAGGGAGAUCACGACGGGGCUGAAGGAGAUCAGGGUCAGCCCCUGGAACCUGAACCUCCUGGCGAAGCUCGUGAGGGGACUCCCGGUCGUGGAGGCGAACGCGCAGCUGCUCUUCUGCAAGAAGAAGCACACCACGACCGUCGCCAAAGCCAUCCAGAACGCCCUCAACCUGGCGGACAUGAGGUACGGGCUUGCCGCGGAAGAAUUGGAGGUGGGCGAGAUCUUCGUCACGAAGGGGAAGGUGGUGAAGCGUCUCCGGAUCAUGGGCAGGGGCCGCGCAGGGAUCGCGAGGCGCAAGUGGAGCCACCUCAACGUAACCCUAAGGGAGAUCGAUUUCGACAAGCAGCUCAAAGCGGCGCCUAGCAGGAAUCGGAGGGAGAAACUGAUGGCCCGCAAGGAUGAGGUGGGUGUGUGUGGCACCUCGCUGUUUUUUUCGGUAUCGUUUUGGUGA